This is a messenger RNA of Corticium candelabrum, 4131 nucleotides long. RefSeq lists its product as uncharacterized. NCBI's taxonomy places the organism in Eukaryota, Metazoa, Porifera, Homoscleromorpha, Homosclerophorida, Plakinidae. The record is from RefSeq and is a predicted model, not a curated record. The transcript is spliced from 20 exons. Gene Ontology annotation, molecular function: ubiquitin-protein transferase activity. The coding region runs from base 224 to 4012 and encodes 1262 amino acids.
ACCAAUUGCGGGCGUGUAAAAGUGCUGCAAACGCCGUACAACUUGGCUCGAUCUCCACGGCUUCACAACCGCCGAAAUUUCACUCUCCGACCUGCUGACGUGCCGACGUGUUGUGGUCUCAUAAGAUCUCUCAUCUUUUUAUCAACCACGUGUUCACCCCUGGGCAUUCCCCGCCAAGUUGACGUAAUUCAGUCUCGGCGUUUUGUUUCUGUGUCAGCACAUCAUGGCCUACUUGAGCGGCGCCAACAACGAUGCGAUGGUCAAUCGACUUGUGGCGCAGGGAUUUAUUAUUUCUGCUGAAGUCGAGCAGGCGUUUAGGGUGGUCGACAGAGGAGAGUUCAUUCCUGAUGACAGAAAGGCACAGGCGUAUAAUGAUGCGAUGGUGAUAAAUGAUCGACAUUUUAAGACUUCUGCAUCGCAUUUCUACGCUCUGAUACUUGAAGCCCUAAAGCCAACCGCAGACAUGAAGUUCUUGAACGUUUGCUGUGGCACCGGAUACCUCACCAUGCUUGUCAGUUACCUCAUUGGUCCAGGCGGUCUCCUCCACAGCAUCGAACCCGGUGAGUCUGCAUGCAAGUUUGCAGAAGAGAAAGCAAGCAAUUUCCUAUCACGUUCGCCGUUCAAGAAUCGUUUCUGUCAUUCGUCGUUCGCGAAGACAAGCAUCUUUCACAUCACGAACAGAUACAAAUACGAUCGGAUAUACGUUGGAGGCAUGUGUCCAGGAGACAAGCUAAACUACAUGCUCUCUUUCUUAAAGAUUGGUGGAAUCAUGGUGAUGCCCGUACAAGACGAACUUCAGAGGAUUACUCGUUUGACUGGCAGGCGGUUUUCGAGACAGACGAUGGCGAUGGUCACGUUCUCGCCGAUACCGGUGCCUGCACCACAGGAUCCGAAGUCGGGUAAAUGCACUUUGUCUGACAAAGUGAGACAAGACGGAACGAAAGUGCCUUUGAAACUACCGGAAAACAAAGACCCUGUUGCUAAACGAUUGUUGUCUCGAUUUAGAGCCCUCAUUUCUGCCUUAGAAUGCCUUCCCGUCGGUGUGGAUCUUCCAAAAUCGUUGUGCUUCAUUCCAAGAACGGUCGGCAGUAUUCUGGUCAAAGACGAACUUCGUGAAAUUGGAGAAAUAUACCACAAGAAAUGUGGUGAUGUGCCAAGCACAAGGGAGGGAGAAGCUGCUGUUGACACUGAAGCCGUUGUGAAGGAUCUCAAUCACAGGAGGAGUACAGAGAUAAUGUUCUUUUGGGAAGAUCUGCGUGAUGACACGAUAUGGCAGGAAAUGGUUGAGUAUUGUUUUGCUGCUAAUGUUGAAGAUGAUGAAAGAAGAGAAGCGUGUUUUCAUCGAAUGUGCAAGGCUGCAUUGGUGAAGAAGUUGUCUCCUAACGAUCAUCACCACGUCUAUCAUGACGUUUUGAGUCGUCAGAGGCACAGAGACAUGCCGUAUCCCAUGAUGAUGGAGUCAUACCAGCAACUGAUAAUGGAACUCUUUGAAGACUCAGACUCAGACUCAGAUGACGACGGUGAAAAGAAGAUUCGAGCUGAAAGAAGAGCUCGUAUGCGUAUGAUGGGUCCGAGUCGUCGUAUGAUGCCCGAGAUGCUGAUGAUGGAAAUGAUGCACGGGUACGACCUGGAGGACGCCGACUUCUUCUUCGACGAGUUGCCAUUUAUGAUGAGAAUGGGCCCGAUGAGAAGGUUUGGAUAUGGCGGAAGGGAAAGGAAGCGGGAGUUUGAUGAAGAAAGAAAUCACGAGUCAGAGGAGACUGGUGUGUUGGAGCCGAUCAUCAGGGAUGUCCCGCCUCCCGUUCUUGGUCGGGAGUGGCCUAAUUACAAUGAUACGUCACAUGGAGAUGGCUCGGGUCGUCGUUCACAAGGUUCUUCCUCAUUGCCAACAGAUUUCUUUCCCUUUGAUGCAAUUCCACCUCUCCCUGGUGAUCCAUCGUUUGGCAGAGGCGAAUCAGGCCAAUCGGCAUAUGCCAGAGCAUUAAGAACGCGUGCUUUCUCUGAAGCCAGGUCACUUGUUGAUACGAUAAGAGCAUCCAGUGCUAGUAGAGUAUCACCAGCAAAUUUAGACAAGGUAGACGAAAUGAAAGCAGCAGCUGCAGCUGCUAAGAUGGAAGUCACACCACAAGAGAUCGAACCGGAACCAGUUCCCAUGGAAACAGAUGCUGAUCGCAAGCGAAAAGAGAAGGAAAAGAGACGAGAAGUAAAGGUGCGACGCGUUCAGGAAACGAUGGUGAGCAUGAGACGCAAACAAGGCAUCUUCAAACCGGACGACAACUACCACGCCGUUCCUGACUGGGAGUUAAUGUGCUUGAUGGCAAGCAAACCGUCGAAUGACUGGACGUACGAACAUGAUGAGGAGCUAGUGCGAUACCUACACAGGGAGAUUGAGAAAGGAUCUAUGAUAAUGAUGAAUACACCGCUUGAGAAGACGAUUACACCGGAUCUGUUUUCAGACAAAGAGAAGCUUGAGCUUUAUCCGAAGCUCGCGCCCUUCUCUCCCAUUCUUCUCACGUUUCGAAGUAUCAUGCUCAAACGCAUUGUCAGUAUGAUGGACUCGGUGCUGCAUCUAGUGGCGGGAACUUCGUCGACGACGAGUGUCAUACCGAAAGAUGAUGCAGCAACAUGUUAUUCCUGGUUCGGCGAGACGUCGUUUGUGUCUAGUCACAAGGCUCAACUUGUCCAACCAACGUGUUCAGUCUCAUCCAACUCAUCAAGUGACGAUCUCACUCAAGCCUUCAAGAGUCUAUUUGCUCUACCACAAGUUCGUCUGUUGCUGCCACUUUCACAGAAGCGUCAGUCUCUGGUCAACGCUCUUUUACGAUACAGCACAGAUCGAACAAGGAUCUUGAAGGCUCGUAUGCCGACCAUCAAUAUUGACAGGAGACAGGCACUUGAAGCACAAGAUAUGGCGAACAACUUGGACGUGUCAGUCUUCAUGCAAGUCUACAGUGAACUGAAACACGGGAAGGUGAUCAAAUAUCGAUGGCCAAGGUUGUCUCGUGAUCAAUGGUGGGAAGUCAAGUUCAUCGGAGAAGGCAUCAUUGAUCAGGGAGGAGGAUUCAGGGAUUCGAUGGCACAUAUAGCUGACGAACUGUGUCCACCAGAUCCAAAUGCCAAAAACCAUUUGCCAUUCUUUAUCAAGACUCCGAACCAGAAGAACGAAGUCGGAGAUCAUCAAGAUUGCUACAUUCCUAAUCCUUCUUGCUACGCACCCGACAUCUACAGAUGGAUAGGGCAGCUAAUGGGGGCAGCUUAUCGCAGCUCGGAGACUUUCAGUCUUGCUUUGCCACCGUACAUUUGGAAAUUGCUGUUGGGUGUGCAGGUGACAUGGGGACAAGACUAUGUGUCAGUUGAUCAAGACAUUGUGCAAAGUCUAGAUAUACUAGAAGAUAUGUCUGAUGCUGUCUAUGUCAGCGACAUGCAGUCAACCACAACUCAUGCUGUAAUGUUAAGUGACGAGUCUGUCGUUGAGCUGAAGGAGAACGGCUCACAGCAGUCGGUUCUUAGUCACGAACGUCAAGAGUACGUGCAGCUUGCGAGGAGAAUUAGAAUGACUGAGUGUGAAGAGCAGGUGUCAUGGUUGCGAGAAGGUCUAGUUUCCGUCGUCCCAGAAGGACUCCUCAGUGUCAUCACGUGGCAAGAGCUCGAAGUCAACAUCUGUGGCGACCCGGAAGUAUCACUCGACGACCUCAAAGCUCAAUGUCAUUACAGUGGCGAAUUGGCGUCCGGGUCGGAGCAGGUGCGUCAAUUGUGGAAGGCGUUGGCGUCGUUUUCGUCUCACGAUCGCAGUCGGUUUGUACGUUUUGUGACCGGAAGGAAACGCCUGCCCGCCAUGUUGACCAUAUCUCGCUCGGCGAGGCUGCUGGCUGAGGACGCGCUACCGACGGCGUCGACGUGCGCUAACACGCUUUACUUGCCCAAGUUCUCAUCGGACGAUAUGGCGGUGAGGCGACUGCGCUACGCCAUUCACAACUGCGUUGCUAUAGAUACGGAUACGAAUCCGUGGUGACCCGGAUAACGUCAAUGAUUGUAUGUUCGCUUUGCAUGUAGGAUUUGUCGUAAAUUUUUUUCCGUAAUUAAUGUAUGAGCUGCACGUUUGCUUUACAAUGACAUAAUACUGUAUAUGCA